Molecule: messenger RNA, 672 nt
Organism: Suillus fuscotomentosus
Lineage: Eukaryota; Fungi; Basidiomycota; Agaricomycetes; Boletales; Suillaceae
Exons: 4
Coding region: 1-672 (223 amino acids)
Source: RefSeq, a predicted model, not a curated record
AUGAAAAAAACAGCAGCCAACGACACAGAUGACGAUAUAUUCCCUUUGACACCCAAUUCGAAGAGUUCGCGCCGUGACCUCAACAGCAGACCUUUCGAUGUCGAUGAUUCAUCGGGCACCAUCAACGAGAAUGCUAGGGAUACGUAUUUGAAGAUUCUGGGAGAACUUGGCACAAACUCCUUUCUUUGUGCUGUUCAAUACCUGGAAGCAGUUCGUGAACGCUGUCGCAUGAACUACCAUGCCGCGUGCUGGGAAAUCUCGGAAUUCGAGAGGGGAAAAGCUCUCGCUCGCUCCAUGCGUGAAGAUUCAAAACGCGACUUCUCGAAGGCCGAGCAAGAAGUGCAGCAUUUAAUGGAAAUGUUUCAUCAACGCCUGUCAUUGUCCCGUCGUGGCGCCUCAGCAAGUUCUUGUCCUACUGAAGUCCGCGACAGUAUCAGGACUUCUAUCCGUCGAACGGAUGCUGUACUCGGCAUCCUAAAUGAUGCCAAAGAGAUGCGCUCUGCGGAUAGCUGUGAAUACGUACCACCGGUGCAGACCAUUCAUUGGCUUCUUCUAAGUUUUCACCAUAAUCCUGGUGCCAACUUCUCAAGAAAAUUUCAUCCAAGUCCAACUGUCCAUGGUACUACUAGUUGUAACUUGAACUUGAAAGGCGUCUUGGCAACACGGUACUAG